Synchiropus splendidus (mandarinfish) is the source of this 3961-nucleotide messenger RNA. It is a transcript of the gene mybbp1a, whose product is annotated as MYB binding protein (P160) 1a. The record is from RefSeq and is a predicted model, not a curated record. Lineage: Eukaryota; Metazoa; Chordata; Actinopteri; Syngnathiformes; Callionymidae. The transcript is spliced from 27 exons. Gene Ontology annotation, molecular function: transcription corepressor activity; transcription factor binding; sequence-specific DNA binding. Gene Ontology annotation, biological process: regulation of DNA-templated transcription. The coding region runs from base 42 to 3866 and encodes 1274 amino acids. Gene Ontology annotation, cellular component: nucleolus.
CGUGCUUCCUGUUGCGGCAGCAUGGGCAGAGAUCGCUGGUCAUGUCUGUAGAGAUGGUGGAGCUCUCCAAGGAAGCGGCUCCGCCGGUCCGAAUCACCGGACUACUUCAGCAGAACCGUGUUUUCCUCGAUUACUUUUGGGAUUUGGCUAAACCGGACCAGGAGGUUCGACUGCAAGCCGUCAAGAACUUGAUCGAGCACCUGAAGUCUAAUGACAAGGACGAUGAGUUGGAGUACACGCUUAAGAGGCUGGUGGAUGGACUCGGUCACACUCGAGAGGCCGCGAGACCCGGGUUUAGUCUGGCUUUGGGUCAGCUGCUGAGUGCAUUCGAUGACAUCACCCUGGAGAGUGUCCUGGGCAGAAUCAACGACAAGCACGAUGUGAACAAAGUGAAAAAGAAACUGGUCAGAAACGCCUUGUUUGGGAACCUGUUUGGGGCCCUGGCCCUGCAGCAGUCGGGACGCCUGGCUAAAGAACCUCAGGCUGUGUUGGGCUGUGUGAAGCUGCUCCAGAGUCUGACUGAGCACAAGCAACACCUGAAGGACCUUCCAAACAAAACCAUGAUGGACAUCCUCCACGAAAUUCCAGAGGAGGUGUUUGAGGAGGUUCUACUGGGAGCCCUCAAGACGGAGCUGGAAUCAGCCUUCCAGACGCCGGAGCAGCUGCAGCUGCUUCUGGUUGCUCUGCAGAGGUUCCCUCACACACUCAAACCCAAAAAACUGAAGAAGCUGCUGGGCUCCUCCACCAUCAUAAACACAGAGAACAUCCCAAAGUUAACCGAGUUGCUGAGAGCAGCCGGACGAUCAGUGAAGAAGGAGUGCAUCCUCCCGCCCGUGGCCCUGGACCUUCUGAAGCUCUCUCUGAGGGAAGACACUUUCCAGCUCUUCUGGAGGAGCGCUAUCGUCAACGGGCUGCUGAAGGACUCGCCUGGACCUUCUCACUACCUGAGCCUCCGUCUCCUGGGAAGUUCUCUGCCGCUUCUGUCUGCUGAGCAGCUCAGGGAGGUUCUGUCCAGUGAGGUGAUGGUGCAGUACGGACAUCAUGUCAUUUCAUCUCAGAAAGAAGAGCGCUUCAAAAUGGCUCCAGAGAUGGAGGCGUACGUGUCGGACUUCAUGCAGGGUUGCCAGGAGUCGGACCGUCAGUUGGCGGUCAUGGUGGGCUUCUCCUCCCUGGCCCACCAGGGUUACCCCGUGGUCCCGUCCGUGUGGCGGGUGGUCCAGCACCUUCAGCCUGAAGCUCUGCAGAGCUACGUCACCUGGUUAAAGAACAUGUUCCUGGAUCCUCAGAUGGAAAAGCUGCUGGAGUUCAGCACCAACAAGCAGAAACGUGGUCGAGACAUCAAGGAGCCGAAAGAGACGCCGGUGUCCCGUCUCAGGAAGUGGAUCGUGUCGCGACUGGCCUCCAUCAUCGACAACCAUAACCUGAAGAAGCCCGAGAGUCUCAUCAUGGACGUGGCCAGGUUUGUCUUCUUCCACGCGUUCUUCACUGCCAAGAAGAAGAUGGCCGACAUUCCUGAGACUGGAGAGAAGCUCUCUGUGCCCCUGGAGGAGAAAACCAAGCUUGUCAUCCUCAACUCCUUCUUCGGGCUGCUGAUGUCCAUGCACCACAUGCCGCCCGCCGGGGACUCGGCUGAGGUGGCCGUCAGCUCCAAGCGGGCUCUUGGUGUGACGGCUGACGGCACCAUGUGGAUCCACCACCUGGUCCAGUUUGCAGACUCCCUGCUGAACCAGCCCAAGCACGUCCAGAGCAGCCGUCCCUUCAGUCCGGAGCAGAGACAAGCCUGGGAUGGCAUGAUGGAGUCCGUGUCCAACCUGAGCAGGAAGUCCAAGCGAGGCCAGCUGGCAGAGGGCAGAGCGUUCCAGCAGCUCUUCCUGCUGGUCGGGAUCCACCUGUUCAAGGCGCCGGACGAGCUGCUGGACAUCAUGAAGGACCUGCAGAGCUGCGUGGACAAGGCUCAGGAGAAGAAAGCCAAGAAGAAGAAGAGGAAACAAGAUCCAGAGGCGGAGGAGCCGGAGUGGGUGGAGGUGUUGGUGGACAUCCUGUUGUCCCUGCUGUCUCAGCAGAGCCGACACAUCCGACAAGUCUGCAAAACCGUCUUCUCGUCCGUCUGCCCCCAUGUCACGGCGACGGCGCUCACCGCCAUCAUUGAUGUUCUCCGCCCAGACCAAGACGACGAGGAGGACAACGCCGUCAUGGUCACAGAUGACAGUGAAAACCUGAAGAGCUUUAAAGCUAAAGGAGAAGAGGAGGAGGAGGACGAUGAAGACAAAGAGAUGGAGGUGGAGAAGUCGGACGAGGACGACUCCGAUGAAGACGACGACGACGACGACUCGGAUGACUUGGAUGAGGACGACGAUGCGAUGGUGGACCAAAACUUCCGGCUGCAGAUGAUGAAGACCCUCCAGAAGAAGAACGCUCUGCCCUCAGCUGGCGACAGCAGCAGCGACGAGGACAUCGAUGACGACGCCAUGAUGGAGCUGGACAAGAGUCUGGCUGCCCUCUUCACCGAGCAGAAGAAACGGGUCCAGGCCAAGAAGGACGAGAAGGCCAAGCUGAAGAAGGAGAAGACCCUGGUCCGAGAGUUCAAGAUCAAGGUGUUGGAUCUGGUGGAGGUGUUUGUCGCGCGGCAGGCCGGCAGCCCUCUGGUCCUGGGUCUGGUGGAGCCUCUGCUGUCCAUCAUCGAGAGAGGGAUGAGCCCCGGCAGCGACCAGCAGGAGCAGGACUUCCUCCGCCGAGCCGCUGACAUCUUCAGGAAUCAGCUGUGCAGGUCCAAAGUGUACUGCAAGACUGCCGACGACAGACAGGGGGAGCUGCACGACCUGCUGAGCAAGCUGAUGGACAAAACCCUGAAGAUGUCCGAGUCUUCCGUGGCUCUCUACUACUUCAGCGCCGCCCUGUUCGUGGUCAAAGUCCUGCGAGGUUCUCCUGCCGCCGACGCCAAAGAGGAUCCGAAGAAAGAGGCAGACCUGAGCUUCAUGGGCAAAGUGGACCUGGACCGGGUCAGCACCAUCUUCCGCGAGGCCCUCACCUCCUUCAUGAGCAGGAGGAAGAGCCCACUCACCACGCAGAUGUUCACCGACCUCUUCACCAGGUUCCCGGUCCUGUGUGUGAAGCUGCUGGACUCAGCCGUGCAGAGCAUCACGUCUGGAGUCAGAGACCACCAGCAGGGUCAGGCGUGUGUGCUGGUGCUGCGGGCGCUGCAGAGCCGGGAGGUGCAGCAGUUGCUGAGCGGCCAUCCGUGGACGGAGCAGUGCGAGAAGGUGACGAGUCAGCUGGCCGCGUCUCUGGAGAACCUUGGUCAGAUGGAGAACAAGCUGGUGAAGGAGAAGGUGGUGAAAGUCCUGGAGCUGGCUCAGUUCCUGGUCAAGACGGUUCAGCAGCAGAAACUGUCUGUGGACUUGAGCAGGCUCCAGAAGGUCCUGGAGUCGCUGACCAGCGUCGUCGCCUACCAGAAGACGGGGAAGCUGGAGGACACCUACUGGGCGCUGGUGAAACGCUUCGGUGUCAUGAAGCCCAAAGCAGAAAAGACGAAGCCGCUGAUGGAGGCGGAGCCAGCUGCUGACCAGCAGGCGCUCCCCAAGAAGAAGAAAGGUUUCCUUCCAGAGACAAAAAAGAGGAAGAGAAGAAACGCAGCAGCCCCAGAAGCUGAAGCUGCAGCGGAGAACGGCGCCGAGUCUGCAGACAAACCCCAGGCAGAGAAGGGGCCGAGCAAGAAGAACAAGAAGAAGCGGAAACGGACGGCAGAAGGUGCCGCGGCGCCGCCGCAGCCCAGCGCCGCCAAGAAGAGCAAGAUGCAGCCAGGUGACAAACCAGCCAAGAAGAAGAAGAAGAAAGCCAAACAGAAGAAAGAGGGAGGACAGAACUGAACAGACACUUUCUUAAAAUGAUUCUUAAAGUUGUUUUUGCUUGAUGUGAGGAAGUGAAGAGAUUAUUUUCUGUUAUGUGAAAGAAUAAAUGUAUC